Molecule: messenger RNA, 804 nt
Organism: Cimex lectularius (bed bug)
Lineage: Eukaryota; Metazoa; Arthropoda; Insecta; Hemiptera; Cimicidae
Product: glycine-rich cell wall structural protein
Exons: 3
Coding region: 85-684 (199 amino acids)
Source: RefSeq, a predicted model, not a curated record
CCUCGUUCCUUUUGGUAUAUAAGCCCGCCUCCCUGUCUGGAAAACACAGUCUCAGCCCGCUUUGGAUUACUUACAUCAUUCAACAUGAAAGCGUUCGCUUUGUGUCUAGUCGCGACGCUUGCAGUAGCCGCCGCUGAACCGCCAGUAGGAGGAGGCUACAGCUAUUCGAGACCGUCCGGUGGAUUCGGUGGUGGCUUCGGAGGUGGCGGAUACUCUGGAGGCGGUGGAUACUCCGGAGGUGGCGGAUACUCCGGAGGCGGUGGAUACUCCGGAGGCGGAGGAUACUCCGGAGGCGGAUCUCUCGUAGCGGUAUCCCCCGGACCUUCGACCAGCGAAGGCCAGCACGUCGACGGAGCCGUCCUCGAACAGGUCCGUCAGAUCCUCCUUAAAGACGAAGCCAGCAGCAGCCACUCUUCCGGAGGAUUCGGCGGCUACCCCAGCUCGUCUUACGGAGCCCCGAGCUCUUCUUACGGAGUCCCAUCCUCGUCCUACGGAGUCCCGAGUCAGCAGUACGUCAGCAGGGUGGUCGGAGUCGAUCUCGAAGGAGUCAAACAGGCCCUCCAGGUCGCCCAGUUCGAACAGAGCGGCGGACACGGAGGCGGCGGUGGAUACAGCUACAGCGCACCCUCCGGAAGUUACGGAGUACCCUCUCGCCCCUCCGGCUCCUACGGAGUCCCAUUCUAAGCUGACUAAAUACCUUGUAAAUAUCAUCGGACGUGACACCUAACCGCGCAACAACCAAACGGGUCUACCAGGUUUGCACAAACAGCUGAAUCCGCUUCCCGAUGAACUGAAACAAUAAAG